Symbiodinium pilosum is the source of this 609-nucleotide messenger RNA. The record is from the annotation of a GenBank genome assembly. NCBI's taxonomy places the organism in Eukaryota, Dinophyceae, Suessiales, Symbiodiniaceae.
AUGACACGGGAAUUUCGCGAGUUGCUGACAGCCCUUGCGGAGACGGGACGUGACUUGGAGGUGCGGGUCAAUGGCCUCCCCAGUGCAGGCAUUGUGCUCCUCUCGGGUCCAACGCUUCGAUGGGAGUCGGGGCACUUUGUGAACCGGCCAAGAGCAGCAGUUGAGGAAUGCGAUGUGGUUUUGACCUGUCCCGACGAGCAGACAUUUAUUGAUCAGUGUCAGGCGGGGGCGGAAAGGCCAAUCAUGACCUUGCUCUCUGGAAACCUGGCUAUCAAGGGAAAACACCAUCUGCUGCCACUGGUCUUUCGAGUCCUUCAGGGAAGGACUACGGUAGAUGCUGGGGAGGAGGCAGCAGCUGAUGGUGGCCCUUCGGACGGAUCCUGGCGCGAUUUGUGGGAUCUGAAGCCCUCCCCCACGCAACUGGCUUUUGUGGGACUGGGUGCCGCUGCUGUGGUUGGAGGGUUCUGGGCCUGUGCGGCCGCCUCCACGGUGAAAGUCUCCUCAGUUGGCUUGGCCUUACUGCCAGCUUUUCAGGGUGACCUUGACGAGGACAGGGGAGACAACCCAGCCCCAGGUCUACAAAGUGAGACCGAGGAUGCAGAGGAGUGA